ACCUUUGUUGAUAAUUCUUGCAUUAUUUUCCUUUUUUGUAUAGUUGUUUUUUAUGUAAAUCUAGCAUCAUUAAAGUGACGAUGAGUGAUCAUUAUAAGGCUUUUUGAUAACAUUUUGAUUAAUCUGAGUGUGUAAACUUUAGAGUGUUAACACUGUGUGAAUCAAGAAAUGAACUAAUUUUUGUUUGCAACUGAUUUUACAGGUUUUCCAUGCUUGUGCAUUUCUUCUUGUGUCACGUUAUUUCAUACUGUAAUGUUUUUAAUUUAGACAUUUGUAGAAACUUGUGUUGUUGUAAGAAGUCUAAUGUGACAUGACGGGUAUCAUUAAUGUUUGGAACUUUCUCCAAUUUUUAAGAAACAGCUUGAAGCUUAUAUGAAAAGUGAGUUAUAGUAGAAUUUGUUUAUAAGUAGUAACUUUAUGAAUUUUCAGUUCAGUUUGUUUGUCACUGUCAGCCAGUUAGCGUAGUGAAUAUUGAGUUUGUGUUUCUUCAAAGAAUGAGAGAUACGUAAUUAGUAAGUAAGUGGAAUUUCUGUUAGGUAUAGUUUUUUUGUGAAAUUAGGCCUAUCUGUGAAUGCUGUUUAUGCUAAACAUGUAGUUUGAAGUUGAAGAAAUGAAUUGGUAUUAUUAAGUGGAUUGGAUUUGCCCUCAACAGAAAUUUUGUCUGUAUGUGUGUCUUUUUUUUUAUAGAGGUAAUAUGUGCAGUGAUAAUCUUACAACUGCAUUUAUUUACAAAAUCACUAUCUUUUUUUGCAGGUUUCCUUAUAUGGGAGUAUCCAUAGGCUUAGCAAUUAAAAAGGAGAUUGUGCUGGGGAUUGUGUAUAAUCCUAUGUUGAAUAAGAUGUACUCAGCUAGGAAAGGAAAAGGAGCUUAUUGUAACAAUACCAGGCUCCAAGUCUCAGGAAUUGAAGAUAUCUCUGAAGCUCUACUGAUAGUUGAAGUAGGAAGUAAUCCCGACCCUAAAAAGAUGGAACUAGUAUUUAAUAACAUAAAUUCACUAGUUAGGAAAGCACAUAGUAUGCGCUCCAUGGGUUCUGCAGCUUUGAACAUGUGUGCUGUAGCUGCUGGAGAAGCUGAGGCUUAUUAUGAAUUUGGGAUUCACUGCUGGGACAUGGCAGCUGGACUUUUAAUUGUACAGGAAGCUGGUGGGGUUGUUGUGGACACAGAAGGUAAAAUUCAACAUCAUAAUAUAGUAUACAGUUCUUUGAUGAAACUAAGUUGA
This is a messenger RNA of Limulus polyphemus (Atlantic horseshoe crab), 1219 nucleotides long. RefSeq names its product inositol monophosphatase 1-like. The coding region runs from base 695 to 1219 and encodes 174 amino acids. Gene Ontology annotation, biological process: signal transduction; phosphatidylinositol phosphate biosynthetic process; inositol metabolic process. The transcript has 4 exons. The record is from RefSeq and is a predicted model, not a curated record. NCBI's taxonomy places the organism in Eukaryota, Metazoa, Arthropoda, Merostomata, Xiphosura, Limulidae. Gene Ontology annotation, molecular function: inositol monophosphate 1-phosphatase activity.